AUGAGCUCAUCCAUACAGGAAGGAAAGCAGAGGGAACAGACCAAUGCAGACCAGACCAAUGACAAGGAUCCCAAGGAAAGCGAUUUCGCAUAUGAGCCAGGUCCAAAUUCAGCCACACAUGGAAUGCCAGAAACCAUCCCCGCUCCGAAAAGUGGGACUGCAAUAUUACCCCCAGGUCCCUGGGCCGAAAUCAUGAAAAAAACACUCUUCCCAAAGGCCUGGCUAGGGGAACAGUUAAAGACACAUUUGAUUGAAGUCCUGAGAGAAAUGCCACCCCGUCAAGAGCUGACUCUGCGAACUAAAAAAUUGUCAUGGGGAGCCAGGGCCUUGUGGACCAAAGUUGGCUUCGAUUCCACCAACAUCGAAGCCGCCCUCAUCCAAGUAGUCGGUGAAGUGAAAACCGGCAAGGAUCGAUGCGAGCACUGCGAAAGAGGCAGUGGACCAUUCGCUCUUUGCGUUACCGUCGGUGUUGAGGGGUACCCUGAGUGCGGCAAUUGUUACUGGUCUAAGCAGCGCUCGCGAUGUAGCUUUGGGCCCCGUUCUAAAGGUACCAAGGUCCUGACUCGCAAAGCUCGUGUUAUGAAAGAAAGUUUGGAAAAGCUGGAUGCCCAAGUCACUGAGUUGACCGGAAUCCUCAAUUCCCAAAGAGAAUCCAUACACGCAGCUAUGGAGAAGAAUCCAGACAGCCUCACAGCGACAGAGCCGGCUACUGCUGAUCGGUGCGCCGAAUAUUAUCGACGGGUAGCGACUACUCUUCCUCUUGAGGCCCUGAACAGGACUGAGGGUGCCUUGAGGCUCGCCAAUGAGCUGGACAGGGGGAUCAAGAAAAUGUUGGACUCUCUUUGA
Messenger RNA from Penicillium verhagenii, 846 nucleotides. Its product is annotated as DUF3716 domain-containing protein. The record is from RefSeq and is a predicted model, not a curated record. Bases 1 to 846 code for a protein of 281 amino acids. NCBI's taxonomy places the organism in Eukaryota, Fungi, Ascomycota, Eurotiomycetes, Eurotiales, Aspergillaceae. The transcript is spliced from 2 exons.